Messenger RNA from Pistacia vera, 1788 nucleotides. RefSeq lists its product as uncharacterized. The coding region runs from base 64 to 1521 and encodes 485 amino acids. The record is from RefSeq and is a predicted model, not a curated record. The transcript is spliced from 11 exons. NCBI's taxonomy places the organism in Eukaryota, Viridiplantae, Streptophyta, Magnoliopsida, Sapindales, Anacardiaceae.
CAACGAUAAAACAGAAUAAACCCAACCGUUUUACUCCAACUCGGAAAAUAAAAUUCAAUUAAAAUGGUGGUUCUUCAAUCAGAUCUCCGUUCGGGUACCAUCUUUCGCCUCAUUCCGUUACGUUCCAACCCGGAUCAGCCUCGGACAUCGGUUCGACUCAGUACGUGGAGAGCAUCAUACGGUGGUGGCCGUGGCAUGCAAGCCGCGAAGAGAAACGACAAUGCGGUGAAGCUGGAAAAGAUGAAGCCUAAGAUCUGUACGGCCGAUGAGCUCCAUUACGUUCCCGUUUCGAACUCUGAUUGGCGUCUCGCUCUCUGGCGCUACCUGCCUUCUUCCAAGAGUCUACGAAGGAAUCACCCGCUGUUGCUAUUGUCAGGAGUUGGAACUAAUGCCAUUGGCUAUGAUCUUUCUCCUCAGUCGUCAUUCGCACGCUUUAUGUCUGGCCAAGGAUUUGAUACAUGGAUUCUUGAAGUUCGAGGUGCUGGGCUGAGCACACAUGGAGAAGACUUUAGAGAAGUUACAGAGACUCUUGAUGAUUCUGAUGUCAGAUCGGUUAAUGUGAAAACGACAGAGAUGUUCUCUGAAAAUGAACAAUCGAAAUCAGCAUCUAAAUUAUCAGAAAUUGUUAUGCAAUUAUCUGAAAGACUUUUAGGCUUUCUGAGUGAAGGUCCCCAGUCAGUUACACCUCAGUUAUUUGAGUUGCACGAGAGGCUUUCAACGUCAAUAGGAGGCUUCCGGAGACAACUUGACUUGAUCAUGAAGAAUGAUUGGGACUUCGAUCACUACCUGGAAGAGGAUGUUCCUGCUGUGAUGGAGUACAUAAGAACCUUAAGCAAGCCAGAGGAUGGCAAAUUACUUGCAGUUGGUCACUCCAUGGGAGGAAUCCUGCUAUAUGCUAUGCUAUCACGAUAUGGUUUUGAAGGAAAGGAUUCUGGGUUGGCAUCAGUCACUACUUUAGCAUCGUCACUCGACUACAGGCCUUCAAAAUCAUCACUCAGAUUGCUCUUACCUCUGGCAGAUCCUUUACAAACCCUAAAUGUUCCAGCCGUCCCACUUGGAGUGAUUCUUGCUGCAGCUCAUCCUUUUGCAUCCUAUCCUCCCUAUAUCUUGUCUUGGGUAAAGGCACACAUUUCUGCAGUGGACAUGAUGCAUCCUGACUUAUUUGAAAAGCUUAUUUUCAACAACUUCUGCAACAUACCCUCCAAGCUUCUCUUGCAGCUAUCAACCGUCUUCCAAGAAGGUGGAUUAAGUGACAGAACCGGGACUUUUUUUUACAAGGAUCACCUAGGCAAAAGCAAUGUCCCAGUGUUGGCACUUGCCGGAGACCAAGAUCUAAUUUGUCCAUCUGAAGCUGUGUAUGAAACUGUGAAGCUCUUUCCUAAGCAUUUGGCUACUUACAAAGUUUUUGGAGAACCCAGUGGUCCACAUUAUGCUCACUAUGAUUUGGUGGGAGGGCGUUUGGCGGUUGAACAAGUUUAUCCAUGUAUUAUUGAAUUUCUCUCUUGUCAUGAUAUGACUUAAUACCUACGAUUCUCCACUCGACGAAGUUAGAAUCUCCGAGAGGAGAAGAGUUCCGAUCAAGAUCUGAAUCAGUAUGAAAUGAGAGGUAAAGAACCAGUUUCUGCAUGGAUGACCUGCUAUGAACAUUGGUUGUAUAUAACAUAGAAAUGUAAAGAUAUAGUAUAUAUACAAGAGCAAUUAAUAGUCAUCGUACCCAAAAAAUAAAAAUGUCAAUUGUACAAGAUCAGGAUUGAACUUCCAUAGCAAUAUAAAACUAUAUCAAACGUA